Microstroma glucosiphilum is the source of this 4292-nucleotide messenger RNA. RefSeq lists its product as hypothetical. Bases 240 to 4277 code for a protein of 1345 amino acids. NCBI's taxonomy places the organism in Eukaryota, Fungi, Basidiomycota, Exobasidiomycetes, Microstromatales, Microstromataceae. The transcript is spliced from 3 exons. The record is from RefSeq and is a predicted model, not a curated record. Gene Ontology annotation, molecular function: protein binding.
GCGAGACAAAAGAGCAACACUUCUAAAUCCAGACAUCCAGAGAGCGCACCACACUCCUUCCUGUCAAGAUACUCAAGACCAUCUACGGUCAUCCCCGCCGACUCGAGACACCAUAGUGGAUCAAGGCGCUAUCGAGGCACAGGCAAGAAGUUCGUCGUCAUUCCCAUUCGUAUUCGCCGGACACUCCUACCGUUGGAUGCCACACUGUCAGGACGCCUCUAUCACAUCGCCAUCUCAUCAUGUUCAAGUCGAUACGAAACAGCCUCGGUCUCUCACCGACGAAGAGACCAGCUCUUCUCUCGGAAGAGGGAGACUCUCCGUCACGAACACGAGAUGACACGAAUAAUCACUCAGAGCCAUCUAUUUGGGGAAGAUUGGAAGUGAUGGGCAAGAGCGGGAAAGUCAAGUCGGGGCUAAACCUACUAGAACGCGAUUGCACCAUUGGAAGGUCCACCGACAAUGAUGUUCGCCUUUGCGAGCUGAACGUGUCUCGCCACGCUUGCCGAAUUCACUUCCUCAGACCGGGAAAGGCUCAGCUCGAGCUACUAGGUACCAACCACGUCACAAUUAACGGCAGCCAUAUCCUUCCCCUACCUGACUCGGACGAGCCGGUCUCAGUGUUCCUGACUUCAGGAGAUCUCAUUGAGCUCAGCAAAUACCGCUUCCGCUUCAGCUACGCUGCCUACGACACCAGUGCAGCUUCGACGUCCCAGCUACAGUCCGUCUAUGUACCCGUGAGCCCAGCAGAAAAGGGUCGGCAAUCAUUGCAAGGCCUGGCAACGCCGGAUGGCAAGCGUAGGAAGGUCAGGACCAGUCUGGUUAGGGCCGCAGAUGUUGAAACACCCAGCAAAGCGAGGGAGACUUUUGCUCGGCUUGAUGCUUUGGAUGCAGCUCCAGAUUCGCAAGGCCUCACUAGCUUCUCACAACCACGCACAACCCUAGUACAGCUGACACCUAGACCGUCGUUGACAAACCUUUCGCUGGAUUCAGGCUCUCCUCUGCAACGUCACAUGUUCGGCUCUGGCGAGCCUGUCAUGCUGACAGAAGAUAGUCUAAAAUCGAUGGAGAAGAGUCUGGGUCUGAUAUCGGUUGGUCAGGAGAUUGCAGGCUACGGGGAAGAGGACGGGGUGCAAGAAGAGCUUGUGGUCAUCGAUGAAGAUGACGAGGAGGAUGCCAUCGAACAAAAGGGGGAGGUAGAAAGCUCAGGAGCCGCCAACGACGCUUUCUAUGCCAGGGACACACCCCAGUCACCGGACGAAGUCGCUGCGAAGAAGGAGCGAAGGCGAUCGAGUUUCCUCGGUCGCGCGUGGCCUUUCUCAUCACCGCAAGGCUUUUACGGCGCCGAAAGGCAGAACGAAGCUGACCAAGAUCAGCCUAGCACUCCGGAGCGAAUCUCGAAGGAAGAGCAAGAGCAUGGGGAGGCAGUGGCAGAAGAAGAGGUCGACGACUCAGAGGAAGAGCAGGAGGCGGAUCAGUCCGACAUCCUCAGUCCUCGCUUGCCACGGAGCCUGUCAUCUCCCGGUCGACUAGGGUCACCCUCUUUCCACAUUUCAUCCAGGCGCAAGGUCAGUCUGAGGACAAAGACCCUGCUCAGAUCUAGCGCGGCACUGGUAGAGCGGAUGGCUGCUUCUCAGUCAGACUCGUUCCUCGCCGUAGCGAAAUCUGAGGAACAGGGGCGCCCAUCGUCCCCGCUUGCAUCCCGAGAAGAGGAAGUCGACUACGAAGACGACGAAGACGACGAAGACGAAGUCGACAAGAGCCUGAGCCUAGUUGAAGAAGGAGACGAGGAUUACGGUGACAACGAGCAGGCCGAGCAAGGCGAAGAGGAGCAUGAGCCAGCCCACCCGGUCUAUGAGCUACCGUCUGAAUCGCAGUCCGCUCGCGACGAGGAGCCACUCGCUGUCAACCCAGCGGCGAUCGCAAGUGUCGAAGAUUCCUCAAACGCUGUCUCUGAAGAGUCUGAGCAGACUCAGGAACACCAGCCAAGCAUCAUGGUUCCGUCGCUGUCUCGGCCGACGUCUCGCUCUUCCAAACGUCUCUCCAUGCCUGCGUUCGUUGGUCGCCGUCGAAGUCUCUUCGGCCUGGGCAUCUUCCCACGAGGCCAGACGUCGAGUGAGGCGGAAGACGUCGUCGGCAAGGUUGACGAGAUGUUCGCAAAGGCUCAAGGCAGCGCAAGCUCAGUCGACAGUGCGUACGAAGCAAGCUCGUCUGGCUCUGCUUCUCCGGACGUCGGAUAUCAGUCGAUGUUGACUGUCGCUUCCUGCGAAAAUCUCAAGGGACCGGCAAGAGAGGCUCUGAGGUACCUUCUGUCCAACAAGUCGAAGGCUACUAGCCCGGCGAUUGGGUCUGAUAGCGGUGACGCUUCUCAGCAUGCUGCUGGCGCAUCGACCGCCAAUGGUGGUCUCCGGUCACUCAUGCUCGGUCGUCAGGAGCCGAUGCUUCUGCAGCGAGCUAGAACUUCCAAGAGAAGUAGCUUGAUUCUUGCGCCAGGUACUCCGACGAUGGAAGGGUUGCGCUCUGUGUCACCACAGGGAGGCGCCACGCCUGACAUGGCCUUCCUGCGCCACGUGUUUGCUCUACCGAAGGAGGAAACCGAUACCGAUCCCCAGCUCAGAGCUCUGAGAUAUCUCUUUGCAGAGCACGAGUCCGUCCUCAGCCGUGCUGAUGAGACUGGCGGAGAGGGCUUCUUUGACGGAGAGGCACUUGCCUUGCUGAUGGCUACCCCUGCAGCUCAGAGAACCUUGGUUAGCGCCGCGUCCCGAGUAGCUCGCCUUACACCCACCGAAAGCGCCCAGCAAGCCGCUGCUGUCAUCGAGAUCCCCACCGAUGCAUCGUCAUCGCUCGUGCACGUACAGGAUGUCGCGUCUCCCUCUCAAGCAGCCUCGAUGCGCAGAGGAAACGCGCAGCAAAGUCCCUCUUCCCUUCUCGGCGGCGGCGAUGACAACGACGUUGUGCUUGGUGACGAAACUCCAAGCUACAAGAAGACGCGCAGAGGAUGCCGUGGUGGAAGGAGACGGAGCAGGAAUUUCAGUCCUAGCAUCGACCUGGGAGCUUUCGACGUCGAAACCUCCUUGGGAGACGUUGAUCUGCCACAAGUCAUUCCUGAGGAGCCCUUGAGUGCCGAGCCUGAGACUGAAGCAGAAGUCCAGCAACCUGAAGCCCCGGCUCAGCAGAGCAGCCUUACGCAAGGUCCUCUUGCUCCCUCUACGCCUGCCGGAUCCCCAUCAAAGAGUCGAGCUGUGCGAGUAAGCAGGCAGGAGACAGGCACCAAACCGCUGGCUGCUGCAGAAGUGCUCAAGAGGAACCUUUCAAGUCGAGGCCGUCAAGCCUUGACUCCUGCUACGACGGCCAACACGCGAACUACUGCUCGCGCAGGAAAGGCUCAAUUUGCUGCCGAUAGCGCUCCCGGCGAGGAAGAGAACACCAGCACUCAAGCAGAGCAGGAGGUCACUGCUUCUCCAGCCAAGCCGACCCGUGCCAGGAGUACUCGCCGCGCUGCCGACGUUCCGGCCCAGCCACAAGCUGGUGACGACGAGGAGGCGACAAGUGCGAGACCAGUUCGUCAUGGAGCGCGACGAGCAGAGAGCAGCAGGCCUGCUGCAGAAGAGGUAGCUUCCUCGCCCGUCAAGCCCGUCACCAGGAAGACGAGUACAAGAGGCGCUGCCGGCAGGAAACAGCGAAGCGAAGCUGCAGAAGAGGACGAGGUGGAUCCUCAACACCAGCUACCUGCCUCAGAGCCAGCUCUGCCUGUGAGCACCAGGAGUCGUAGGGGUGCUCGCGAGGUAGCUCCGGCCCCUCCGGCUGCUGCUGCUGCUCCCACUCCAGCUCGCUCUACCCGAGCUCAGAAGCCCAAGUCUACUACCACCUCUACCAGAGGGAGAAGCAGACACGAAUCCGACAAUGAAGACGAUCAGAAUGACCAUGACGACAACGAAGACGAAGACGACAACAAUCAAGAAGCCGAGCGAGCACUUCGACGCAGUACCCGCUCCUCGCCAGUCAAGAAGCGAGCUCCAGCGCCAGCGCCAGCAGCAGCGGCUAAGGAGGUCCAAUCCUCGCCUGUGAAGCCCUCGGCUCGCACUACCCGACGAGCCGCAGCGGGAGGGGCUGGUCACCGUAAAGAGCCCGCUACUGGGGACGCGGAGCCGGCAGCGGCCACCGCCACCCGCACUACGCGCCGCAAGGCUGCUGCGACUGUUCUUGCUUCAGAGCAGGAAGAGCUGCCGGCGCCUGUUGCGAGGGUGACGAGGAGUGGAAGAAGCACAAGGAAGGCGUGAGAUUGGAAUUUCCAU